AUGUCUGAACGUAGCGACAGCUGCGGAAAUUCUGCCACGACCGGGCGAAAAUGGCGUCCUGCUCGUGGCGACAAGGACAAGCCAAGUUUCGACCUUCCCCCCGCGCCACAUCCGACGAUCCACUGUUUCAAAAAUGACCCCUGGGCAGAACACCCCCUCCUCCGGUAUAACGCUAUCAAAGAGAAAAAACGCCAAGACAAUGAGGUCGUGAUUCGAAGGGGUAAAAAGGUCAAAAACAUCGUGGCCGAUGUCGUCUAUAAGAAAGAGAUCGAAGCUGGGAAGGAAAAAGAGGGUGCGGCGGGCGGCAGUGGGGGCGAUUUGGAGGCAUUUCUCACCCAAGAGGACUUUGCCGAGUAUCGGAGGGACAGCGUCAAAGCAGCGCCGGUCGUGCCGAUGCAGAAAAGCUGGUUGAGAAGGAUCGCAUCGCUUAUUCCACGACCUUACAAGAAGAAACACCUCCAGCUGUUUCGUGCCUUAGCGAGAGAAGUUGAAGAACGGUACGAACUUGUCCUGCACGAAACCAUCUUGAACUUUGUCCUAAUCCCGCCGGCAGGAUAUGUCGAUCCGUACGUGUUGGUCGAUAAGUUUCCUCUCUUCUCCGCCUCACCGCCGCCAUGGUGGGACACGUAUCGAAUCAAUCGUCACAUUAUUGCGCAACAGCUCCGCAUCCUGUAUCCCAUCGUGUCUCGAACCUUUUUGAAAAUGAGGGACCUCAUGAACACGCAUAAGCUCUUUUAUCCCGAUAAGAUCAAAAUCCGAGGGUCCAACUAUAUGCGACCCAUCGAGUUGAGAGAUAUCAUCCUGAACCAGAUUCGCUCAAAUGGGGACAUGUUUCUCCAGAAAUUUAUUCCUCAGUUGGUCAGAAUUUUUCAGAAUGCUAACGCCCUGAAAUCUGUAAACAAGUCGAAGCAGGAACUCAUCAUGGAGUGCGCGUCGCACAUGAUUGUGUCGGAUGGGACGGCCUGGGCGAUGAACACGAUUCAAGAGAUUGUCUCCACGUAUGAAAACUAUGAGAAAAACCUUCCCCGAAUUUUAGUCGAUACUGCGAUUGACGACGCCCGUGUCACCUUCGCUCCGCCGGUGGAAGGAUGGAUGUACUGUUUUAAAAAGAUGAUUGACGAGAUUGUCAGCGUCGUGCAGAACAUUCCCGACGCAGCCGAACUAUUCUGGAGUCGGGGAGAUGAAGAGAAAUCAAUCAAAGUAUUUUGUCGCAUCGUCAUCCCCAACUUUUUCGUCGAGUUAAUGACGGAACGCUUCCACGCCGUGAUGGCAGAGUGGCUGAGUGACGUGCAAAACGUGGCGGAUCGAAUUUAUGACCAAUACAAAAUUCUUCUGGACGGUUCCGGCCGCACCAGACUGCAGGCUUUCGUCACCUCGAAGGAAAACAAUUUCUACGCUGGAUUCAAGGAGUCCGCAUUUCUCAAACAAUUGAGCCAAUCAAUGUACACUAUUCCGAAAAAUGAGUUCGUCGGCUGGCUCCAAGUCAACAAUGAAGACGUUAUCGGACGACUGCUCGAUGGCUGCAAGAGUCAUCAGAACAUCAUUUCGGAGCAUUUAACAAAAUGGUUGAGGGCGCAUCAUCACGCAAUUAUCACGGGUUACAAAGAGAUACGUGACCGUCUCUUGAGAAAACCAGCCACCACGGCGGAGCUGAUGGAGUUGGUGGAAUAUAUCGACGAGGCUCGCGGCGUGUUGCUCCUCCUCCUCAAGGAGGACAUCGUGGAAGGGCUGAAGAUGGUUUUGGCCUUCAUGGACUAUUACAUUCUUUCCGCGGACGAUAUGGAGUUGGCCGUCACGGCGCAUAAAUUGUUGAGAAAGAUACAACCAGCGUUUGAAAAGAGUGCAAUUAUGAUUGAAGACCAGAAAUUAGUAUUUGAGGAACAACUUUAUCAAAAGAUUGAAGAGAUGAAGGGCGACUUGAAGAAAUUGUUGCGUCGCGUUAAAGAAGAUUUCGGCCGGUAUGGAGAUUAUGCGGAGGUUCCAAAUUAUUGCGAUGAUUUGCGCUACGUUCGCCGCCGCGUGGACGAACUGCAGGAAGGCAUCGAUUGGAUUAAUACGGAGGAAACCUUAUUCAAACUGAAUCAAUCCCAGUUUGCGGACAUUGACGAAAUAAAUUUGCACUUGGAACCGUACACGAGACUUUUUAAGACUACGAGACAAUGGCAACGGGCCGAGAGAAAGUAUAUGGACGGUGAUUUUGACCUCGAUGCGGAAAAAAUUGAUGUCGAGACGGAGGGUUAUUACGCAGAACUUAUCGAUCUUCAAGCCCUGUUCAAAAGUCGAAUCAAAGCGCAGAAAGAGCUCGAAGCGAAGGAGAAACACAUCCCGAUUUCGCUUCUGUAUGAUGAAGAUAAUUUACAGGAAAUUCCACCCCCACUUAAAAUCUGUAAUUUAGCACUUGAGAAAUUAAAAGAAUUUCGGGCUAAUCUACCUGUGAUGCGAAUCCUGUGCAAUCCUGCCAUGCGGUUGCGACAUUGGGUUCAAAUGUCGGAAUAUUCCGGACUUGAAAUGAUCCCUGACACGGGAAGCAGUUUAAGAAAAAUAUUAAAAAUGGAUCUCGACCCGUACAUGGAAGAAUUCGCAGAGAUCAGUUUCUGCGCCACGCAAGAACUCUUACUCGCCACGACGGUGGAAGAAAUGAAGGAAGCUUGGCUAGUCGAAAAGAUUGAGUAUCUUCCCUACAAGGAGACGGAAACCAACAUUCUCCACGAAGCGGACGAUAUCCAAUUCCUCUUAAAUCGACACAUCGUCGACACCCGGAUAUUGAAAGGGUCCCGAUUCGUCGUACCACAUCGAGAUCUCGUCCACGACUGGGAAGCCACCCUCGUCCGCGCCCAGAACACGAUGGACGAAUGGCUCAAAGUCCAGAAACGCUGGAUUUACUUGGAACACAUGUUUUCCUCCGACGACAUCCAAGUCCUCCUUCCCGACGAGGGUCAACUUUUCAUGCUCGUCGACGAAACCUGGCGAAACCUCAUGCUCGAUUUGGAAUCGCAAGUUAACGCGCUCGAAAUGGCGAAGAAGCUGGGGCGCUGGGAGCAACUCUUGCAAUGCACGGCGUACCUGGAGAAAGUCAUUUUUGGCCUGAAUAUUUACCUGGAUGAGAAACGCGUCUUCUUUCCUCGCUUCUUUUUCCUCACGAAUGAAGAAAUGGUCCUCAUUCUGGCCGAGACGAAGGACGCCAACAAAGUGCAACCCUUCCUCAACAAAGUAUUUGAAGGGAUUAGCGAGCUUCGCAUAGAUUCGGAGAUGUUAGCGUUUGGCAUGUUAAGCGCGGAGGGGGAACGGGUCACGUUUAGUAAUCCGGUUGAUACAGGGGGUGUGAAGGGGUGUGUGGAAAAGUGGUUUUCACAGGUUGAGGAGACGAUGGUCAGCUCGCUCCGAAAUAUCACGACGUACGCGAAAGACGCCUUCAUGCACACGUCGAGGUCCGAGUGGGUGUUGAAAUGGCCGGGUCAAGUUGUCCUCUGCGUGUCCCAAAUUUAUUGGACGUAUGAAGUUCAUAAAGCCUUCAUCCGAUCGACGGCAGGAAUUCAGACUUAUUUGGCGAAAUGGGUGACCCAUCUGGACAAUACGAUCGACGUAAUUCGUGGAGAAUUGCCUAAAUUGGCGAGAGUAAUUCUGGGCGCUUUGGUCACAGUUGACGUACACGCGAGGGACGUUUUAGAAGAGCUGAUCGCCAACAAAGUGCAGACAGAGACGGAUUAUUUGUGGAUUGCGCAAUUACGCUAUUACUUUGAAGACUUCCAAGUCGUCCUGCGCAUGCUGAAUUCGAACGUCAACUACGGCUACGAAUACGUCGGAAACCCAUCUCGUCUCGUCAUCACGCCGCUGACCGACCGCUGUUAUCGCGUCCUCAUUGGAGCUUAUCAUCUCAACCUGAACGGCGCCCUGGUCGGACCCGCUUCCACUGGAAAGUCAGAAACCGCCAAGGAUUUGACCAAGACGAUUGCCAAACAGUGUGUCGUCCUCAAUUGUUCGUAUGACCUGAGUGUCGCCACGAUCGGCAGGUUCAUCCGGGGACUCGCCUCUUCCGGAGCGUGGCUCUGCUUCGACGACUUUAACCGGAUGGACCCCGAAGUUCUGAGCGUUAUUGCGCAACAGUUGUGGACCGUGCAGCAAGCCGUGGCAUCCAAGAUGCCCACCUGUAUUUUAGAAGGGCUCGAGCUACCCGUGAAUUUGGAGUGUAAUGCCAUCAUAACCAUGAAUCCUGGAUACACCGGUCGAUCCGAACUCCCUGAAAAUAUGAAGGUAUUAUUCCGACCGGUGGCAAUGAUGGUGCCGGAUUUUCGACUCAUCGGAGAAAUCCACUUGUUUGCGCUGGGAUUCGCGAAUGGAAAAAUCCUGGCCGGAAAGAUGGUCACCUUGUGUCACCUAUUUUUCGAACAGCUCUCCUCCCAACAGCACUACGACUACGGGAUGCGUGCCAUGAAGGCCAUUUUGGUCGCGACGGGUCACGCGCGCAACAAAAAUCCCGACAUGGACGAGGACAAACUGAUCUUGAAAGCGAUUGAGAGCAUAAAUCUGCCCAAAUUCCUCCCAUACGACGUCCCCCUGUGCGAAGGGCUUAUUUCAGACUUGUUUCGAGGAGUGAAAAUCGUCCAAACGGAACUCGACCCACUCAUCGCGACGUUAAAGACGGUUUGCGAAAGUAGGAAUUUGCAACCGACGGAUUACUUUAUUGAGAAGACGCUACAAAUUUAUGAGAUGAUUUUGGCCCGACAUGGUGUUAUCUUGGUGGGGGAUCCGAUGGGGGGAAAGACUUGUGCUUAUCAGUGUCUCGCCGCCGCCUUGACGGAAAUAAAAGAGAACAAGACCCCAGGCUUUAUCGGCAAGCGUGUUCAGUACAAAAUUGUGAACCCCAAGUCCAUCACGAUGCACCAGCUUCACGGCUUCUUUGAAGGCGACCUCCUCGAGUGGUCGGAUGGCGUGGUGCCCAACAUUUUUCGGGAAAUGGCCUCCUCCACGAAUGACGACAGGAAAUGGAUCGUGUUCGAUGGGCCGGUCGACUCCCUUUGGGUGGAAAAUAUGAACACGGUUUUGGACAACCACAAACGUCUUUGCCUAAUUUCCGGCGAGAUAAUCCGCAUGACUCCGCUGAUGACGUUGCUCUUCGAAGCGGCCGACCUCGAGCAGGCCUCUCCCUCGACCGUGUCGCGUUGUGGGAUGAUUUACAUGGAGUCGAAACAACUCGGUUGGCGAACUUUGAAGGAUUCUUAUAUCCAAUCCCUUCCAGAAACGGUUAGCGAAGAGCAGAAGGAAAUUCUGGAGGAAUUUUUGGAGUGGUUGGUUCCUGCUUGUUUCGUCUUCCUGCGACGCCCCGAGACACAAACUUUCAUCGGAACGUCGCAAUUACACCAAUUUCAGAAUUUCGUCCGCCUUUUCCGCACCUGCCUGAAAGAAGAUUCCACCGAGGACGAAGGGAAUAUCUGGCUCCAGUGCAGCUUCGUUUUCUGCAUCGUGUGGAGUUUUGGGGCCACAUUGGUCCAAAAGUCGAAAGAACAAUUCGAUUCCUACCUUCGCUCCGUGCUUGUCGGAAACAAUAAGGAUUUUCCAAGAGCGAAAUCCUUCAAGCUUACAAAGAACCAAAUGCCACCGGAAAAGGGGUCGCUUUUCGACUACAUUUGCGACAAAAAGAACAAUACGUGGGUCGUCUGGAUGGAAACGGUGGACAAGGCAAUGCUGAGAAUUCCGGAGAAUGCAAAAGUCAAUGAACUGAUCAUUCCCACGGACGAGACCGCCCGUCAAAUGUAUUUCUUAAAGGCUUAUCUGAACAAUGACAUUCCCCUCAUGUUCGUCGGUCCGACAGGAACGGGGAAAAGUGCCAUCGCGCAAAAUUACAUGAUGUCCCUCCCAAAAGAGAAAUACAUUCCAAACAUCAUCAACUUUUCUGCUCGAACGUCCGCCAAUCUAACGCAGAACAUCAUCAUGAGCAAGUUGGAUAGAAGGAAGAAGCGACUUUUUGGUCCAAUUCGGGGGAAAAAGUGUGUCGUUUUUGUCGACGAUUUGAAUAUGCCGCAACCCGACAUGUACGGAGCUCAACCUCCACUCGAGCUUAUCCGCCAGUGGCUCGAUCACGGGAGUUGGUAUGAUAAGAAGAACACGGCAAUUUCACUUAUCGACAUGUUAUUCGUCUGUGCCAUGGGACCUCCGGGUGGUGGACGGAACGACAUCACGCCUCGCUUAGUUCGACACAUGAGCAUCCUCGCAAUCGACUCUUUUGAUGAUAACACUCUCAAGAAAAUUUUCACCUCCAUCGUCGACUGGCAUUUCGCCAAGGAGUUCGACAGCAGCGUGGUCCGUUGGGCGAGACCCAUGAUCACUGCGACCAUGCAAAUCUACAAGUCUGCGAUGUCCCUGUUCCUCCCCACUCCUGCAAAAUCCCACUAUUUAUUCAACCUCCGCGAUUUCUCUCGAGUCAUCCGAGGCGUUCUUCUCGUUCCUGCCACACACUUAAAAGAACCCCCGAAAGUAAUGAAACUCUGGGUUCACGAAGUUUAUCGUGUCUUUUACGACCGUCUCGUCGAUGAGAAGGAUCGCACCACAUUUUUUAAGUUGACGUCCUCCACCGUAGAAGAAAACUUCAAGCAAGACAUGCAAAAACUGUUUGGCCAUUUAGUCCCCGAAGGUAAAAAGGUGGAAGAUGUGGACCUUCGCGGUUUAAUAUUUGGCGACUUCAUGGACUCCCAAGCGGACAAGAUAUACGACGAGAUUGUCGACUUGACCCAACUCCGCAACUAUUUGGAGAGUCGUCUUACCGAGUACAAUUCCGUGACGAGGAGACAAAUGACGAUAAUUUUUUUCCAGUUUGCGAUCGAGCACAUUUCUCGAAUUUCUCGCAUCCUCAAGCAAGACAACGGUCAUGCCCUGCUUGUCGGCGUGGGCGGCUGUGGGAGGCAAAGUUGGACAAAAAUGGCCGCAUUUUUGGCAGGAUUUGACCUCAUUCAGAUCGAACUGAGCCGAAAUUAUGGGACGAAUGAGUGGCGUGAGGAUUUAAAAAGGGUGCUCAAACAUGCCGGAAAUGAUGGGAAGCCGACCGUUUUUCUCGUGGCGGACACUCAAAUUAAGGACGAGUCGUAUAUGGAGGAUAUUAACAUGAUUUUGAACACGGGCGAUAUUCCGGAUCUAUUUGAGCCGGAUGAAAUUGGGGAGAUUUAUGGGGUCAUGCAACGUACGGCGAGGGCGAUUGGGAGGAGGAUUGAUAACUCGCCGUUGCCACUGUUUAACUUUUUUAUUGAGAGGGUUCGAACUAAUUUGCAUGUCGUGUUGGCCAUGUCGCCGGUCGGAGAUGUGUUCAAGGAACGGUUGAGGAUGUUUCCGUCGUUGAUUAAUUGUUGCACGAUUGACAUGUUUACCGAAUGGCCGGACGAAGCAUUGGAAAAGGUUGCGCAGAGAUUUUUAGCCAAUUUAGACACAGAGGAAGACAUUCGGAUCGCGUGUGUCUCAAUGUGCCAAUAUUUUCAUCAGUCUGUGCGAAAAUUGGCGAAAGAAUUUUACAACCAUCUCCACCGUAAGAGUUAUGUCACCCCGACAUCCUACAUGGAACUCAUGUUCACCUUUAAACACCUCAUUGUUAAGAAACGUGCCGAAAUCGAGGCUGCCAGACAACGCUACCUGAACGGUUUGGAACGCCUCGCCUUCGCGGCGGAACAGGUCGCCGUGAUGCGCGCCGAGUUGGAAGUCCUACAGCAAAAAAUUCUCGAAACCGCAGCAGCAACGGAACAACUUAUGAUCAAAAUCGCGGAAGAAACGGCUGAGGUGGAAAAAAUUAAGGAAGUCGUCGCCGCUGAAGAAGUGAUUGCCAACGCUGCCGCCGCUGUGGCCGAAGCGAUCAAGCAGGACUGCGAGAUUGACCUGGCCGAAGCGAUCCCCGCCCUUGACGCGGCCCGCGCUGCCCUCGACACCUUAACCACGCCCGACAUUGCGAUCGUCCGAUCCAUGAAAAAUCCCCCCUACACGGUGAAACUUGUCCUCGAAGCGGUCUGCAUUAUGCGAGGGAUCAAACCGGAAAAGAAAGUGGAUGCGAAUGGACGUCCAUAUGACGACUUUUGGGCCGCCUCUCUCCGCAUGUUGAGCAACAUGAAGUUUCUCGACGCCCUGAAAGAAUACGACAAGGACAACAUUCCGAUCCCCGUGAUGAAAAAGAUUCGUGAAAAAUUUCUCCCCGCAAAGGAAUUCGUUCCCGAAAAGAUAAAAUAUGUUUCCACGGCGUGUGAAGGGCUGUGCAAGUGGAUCAAGGCGAUGGAGGUGUAUGACCGCGUGACGAAAUAUGUUGCCCCCAAGAAAGCAAAGUUGGCCCAGGCGGAGAGCGAGUUGCAAAUUCUGAUGGAUAAGCUGAACGAAAAACGGGCCCAGUUGAGACUCCUUGCGGAAAAGUUGCAGGAGCUGAAUGACGAAUAUAUGGCGAUGAAGAGGAUGAUGGAAGAGUUGGAGGAGCAUAUUCGACAGUGUUUGGCAAAUUUGGAGAGGGCGCAAAAGUUGAUUGAUGGACUGAGUGGUGAGAAGUCGCGGUGGGAGCAAGGUGUCGCCAUGCUGAAUAUUAGACUGCACAAUUUAGUCGGCGAUAUUUUAAUAGCUUCCGCCGUGGUGGCCUACCUUGGCCCGUUUGGAGUCGACUAUAGACAAGGCUGCAUCGAAAACUGGCUGCAUCUCUGCACCUCCGCGAAAAUCCCGUGUGCCGAGCCCUUCUCACUGAUCGCGACGUUAGGCGAGCCCGACGAGAUUCGUGAGUGGCACCUGGCCGGCCUGCCCAUCGAUAUUUAUUCCAUCGAUAAUGGCAUCAUCAUGUUCAACGCGCGCCGCUGGCCGCUUAUCAUCGACCCGCAGGCCAUCGCGAGCAAGUGGAUUCGCCGAUUAGAGGCGCCCAACGGCCUUCGCGUUAUAAAAUUGACGGACGCGGAUUACAUCCAAGUUGUCGAGGACUCGAUUCAAGAAGGCAUUCCCGUUCUGCUGGAUAACGUCGGGGAAGAAAUUGACCCCGCCUUUGAACCCAUCCUGCUAAAAGAGACGUUCAAACAGGAGGGCAUUUUGUGCAUGCAGAUUGGUGAAAAAGUGAUCGAGUGCGAUGUCAACUUCCGGUUUUAUGUGAUUACGAGGCUAAGGAAUCCACACUACUUGCCAGAAACUGCGGUCAAGGUGACCCUCGUGAACUUCAUCGUCACCCCGAUCGCCCUGCAAGACCAGCUCCUCGGCGUCGUCGCGGCGAAAGAAGACCCCGUCCUGGAAGAACAACGCGUUCAACUCGAGCUCGACGGAGUCAACAAUAAAUUAAUGAUGAAGGAAAUCGAGGACAAAAUCCUCCACUUGUUGAUCUCCUUCGAAGGCAACAUCGUCGACGACGAGGCCGCCAUCCAAAUGCUCCUCGACUCGAAAGACAUCUCAGAAGAAAUCAUCGCCAAACAAAAAGCCGCAACUUUAACAAGAAAAAAGAUUGAAGAACUGAGAAACCGCUUCCGUCCCAUCGCAAUUCAUGGGUCGACGUUAUUCUUCUCAAUUUCCGAGCUGGCCAAUAUCGAUCCCAUGUAUCAGUACUCCUUCACCUGGUUCGUCAACCUGUACUCAGCCAGCAUAUCGAACAGCAAACCGUCCCGCGACCUGGCGACCAGGACGAACUAUAUCAACGAGCAUUUUACCGCCUCCAUUUACCGGAAUGUGUCCCGCUCUCUCUUCGAGAAGGACAGACUCGCGUUCUGUUUCGUCUUUUGCGUUGCCUUGAUGAAGGAAAAGGGUGAUUUUGAUAUGGAAACGUGGCGAUUUCUGUUAAUGGGUGAAUCAUCAUCCGGAGAUAAGCAUCAUCAUUCUCAUUCGACCCACCCAAACCCAGCGCCGGACUGGUUAGCGGCCAAGUCGUGGGACAUGAUUGUCAAGUUGAGUGAAAUGAAACCCUUUGCAAAGUUGAGUAACCAUGUCACGAAACAUGUCAACCAUUGGAAAAAGUUGUAUGAUCAUGCGGACCCGCAAACGGUCAAGUUUCCCGCACCGUUCGAUAAGAUGAGCGAUAUUCAGAGGUUGGUGAUUCUCCGGUGUUUCCGUCCGGACAAGUUGAUCCCCGCGGUGCAGAUCUUUAUCGGGAGGAAUAUUGGGAGGGAGUUCAUCGAACCACCGAAUUAUGAUUUUGAAACGAUUUAUAAUGAUUCGAAUGCUGCGACACCGUUGGUGUUUGUGUUGUCGCCGGGUGCCGACCCAACCUUGGGACUUUUUAAGUUCGCGUCCGACAAAGGAUUUCCCUACCCGAACAAGUUGCAGUCCAUCUGCCUGGGUCAGGGACAGGGUCCAAUUGCACGGAAGGUGGUGGAACAGUGUGCAUUAGAAGGGAACUGGGUCCUACUGCAGAACUGUCAUUUGGCCACAAAAUGGAUGCCCGUCCUGGAAACAAUUUGCGAAGACGUCAUCACUACGGAGGAAACCCACCCAGCUUUCCGCCUCUGGUUGACAUCCUACCCCAGCCCCCACUUUCCUGUCACUAUUUUACAAAACUCUGUAAAAAUGACGAACGAACCUCCCCAAGAAUUGAGGGCCAACUUGCUCCGAACUUAUACCUCGAUUCCGCUCAAUGAUCCAAAAUUUUUCGCUUCUGUGCCCACAAACACGCGAGCCUGGCACAGAAUGUUGUUCGGACUUUGCUUUUUCCACGCGGUUGUGCAAGGCCGAAGAAAAUUCGGUCCGUUGGGUUGGAACGAAUUGAACGAAUUUUCAGAAAGCGAUUUACGCAUCUCGUUGAUGCAGUUGCAUCUAUUUUUAAUCGAAUAUCCCGUCAUUCCCUUCGACAUUUUGAGCUUUCUCACCGCCGAGUGUAAUUAUGGGGGGAGGGUGACGGAUGAUAAGGACAUGAGGUUGCUGAGCAGCUUGUUCUCAAUCUUUUACAAUAAGGACGUCGUUGAUAAAGACAAUUACCCGCUUUCAUCGAGUGGGAUUUACUACGUCCCUGGAGAAGCGGAUUACAGCACGUGCUUCCAAUAUAUUCGACCCUUGCCACUCAACUCGAACCCGCAAGUGUUUGGAUUGCAUGAAAAUGCCAAUAUUACACGAGGAAAUCGAGAAACAGUGCAGCUUUUGGAGAGCGCACUCUUGACGCAGAUCGAGUUAAAACCCGGUUCCGGAGAAGAUUCUGCCUCCAAUUCGAAAGUGUUCGACAUUUCGCAAGACAUCCUGACCAAACUUCCCGUCGAUUACGAUAUGGACGUUGUCUCGAAGAAAUUCCCCGUCGUUUACAUGAACUCUAUGAACACCGUGUUACGCCAGGAGCUCGUCCGUUUCAACAAGUUGAUAAACGUUGUGCGAGAAUCGUUACAAAAUUUACAGAGGGCGAUUAAAGGUCAGAUCGUGAUGUCGCCCGGGCUGGAGGACGUUUUUAAAGCCGUUCUCAAAGGAAAAGUUCCAUCCGCAUGGGCAACAAAGUCAUACCCGUCAGAAAAACGGCUGGGAAGCUAUGUGACCGAUUUGAUAGAAAGGCUUACCUUCUUUCAACAAUGGGUCAACACCGGUCCGCCCGUGGUCUUUUGGCUGUCGGGAUUCUUCUUUACGCAAUCCUUCUUGACCGGAGUGCUACAAAAUUAUGCGAGGAAAUAUAAAACUCCGAUUGACCUCUUGGGAUUCGAGUAUGAUGUCACUCCUCAUGAAAAAAGUGUCGAAGCCGUUCCCAAAUAUGGGGCGUAUGUUCGAGGUCUUUUCCUCGAAGCGGGUCGUUGGGACAGGCAGAUUAGACAAUUGGUGGAAUCUCACCCUAAAAUUUUGUACGAUUCGCUCCCCGUGAUUUGGCUGAGACCUGGACAGAAGACUAAAUUUGUGCCGCGACCGUGUUACGAAUGCCCCCUUUACAGAACCAGCGCUCGUCACGGAACUUUGUCGACGACAGGUCACUCAUCCAAUUUCCUCCUGUACAUCAGACUCCUCUCCAACCUGCCGCAGCAACACUGGAUAAAUCGGGGAACGGCAGCCCUGUGCCAAUUAGACGAAUAAUUAUGUAUUAAAUACGCUCCGUUACUAUUAUUAAGACGACAUU
This is a messenger RNA of Folsomia candida, 12001 nucleotides long. Its product is annotated as dynein heavy chain 3, axonemal. Lineage: Eukaryota; Metazoa; Arthropoda; Collembola; Entomobryomorpha; Isotomidae. Gene Ontology annotation, biological process: microtubule-based movement. The record is from RefSeq and is a predicted model, not a curated record. Bases 1 to 11958 code for a protein of 3985 amino acids. The transcript has 40 exons. Gene Ontology annotation, cellular component: dynein complex. Gene Ontology annotation, molecular function: ATP binding; dynein light intermediate chain binding; minus-end-directed microtubule motor activity.